Messenger RNA from Danio aesculapii, 768 nucleotides. RefSeq names its product dCMP deaminase (gene dctd). Gene Ontology annotation, biological process: dTMP biosynthetic process; dUMP biosynthetic process. The coding region runs from base 108 to 713 and encodes 201 amino acids. The record is from RefSeq and is a predicted model, not a curated record. Gene Ontology annotation, molecular function: zinc ion binding; dCMP deaminase activity. Lineage: Eukaryota; Metazoa; Chordata; Actinopteri; Cypriniformes; Danionidae. The transcript has 6 exons. Gene Ontology annotation, cellular component: cytoplasm.
CUUUUUUUUCGCGGGAAGUUCCUCUGUUUAGCCUCGCAUCUGGGCAUAGCUGUAAGCCAUAUCAGGGAAUUUAAGUGAGCACAGAAGCUACAUUUUCUGAAUAAGCCAUGGAUGUCAAAGGAAAGGACGAAAUAGUGCAACUCAACGGAAAUCACAGUGAAUGCCUGACAAAGAAGAGACAGGACUACCUGGAGUGGCCUGAGUAUUUCAUGGCUGUUGCCUUUUUAUCAGCACAAAGAAGCAAGGACCCCAAUUCUCAGGUUGGCGCCUGUAUCGUGAAUCAAGAGAACAAGAUAGUGGGUAUUGGCUACAAUGGCAUGCCCAAUGGUUGUGACGAUGACCUGCUACCCUGGUCUCGCAGUGCUGAUAACAAGCUGGACACCAAAUACCCCUAUGUGUGCCAUGCAGAGCUGAACGCCAUCAUGAAUAAGAACUCUGCAGAUGUCAAAGGUUGCAGCAUUUAUGUAGCGCUCUUCCCAUGCAACGAGUGUGCAAAACUCAUUAUUCAAGCAGGUAUAAAGGAUGUGAUCUAUUUGUCAGACAAAUACCAUGACAGUCCAGAAAUGACUGCCUCCAGACGGCUGCUCAACUUGGCGGGCGUCACGUACAAGCAAUUCAAGCCAAAGCAAGGCCGUAUUGUCAUUGAUUUUAAUUCAAUCAACCACUCUGACUUGAAAAGCUCCAAUGGUUUUGCGAAUGUGCAGUCACCAUAGAAUGAAGAACUUUGAUUAUGACACUCAGAAUGAAUAAAACAUUGUUUUAUUUUUC